AUGAAAAGUCCCGAAUUAGUACUCGAUUUUAUUGUUCGAUGGAAGAGCACCUACACCAUGGUUAAACGUUUUAUUGAUUAUCGCGAGAUAAUUAACAAUAUCAUAACGUCGCCACAUCUUAUUACUGGUCUACGGAAAGACCAGCGCAACAAGCUUAAAACAUAUUUUUCUCAUGAGAAGUGGGAUUAUUUGAAUACUUUAAAACGCGUAUUAGAACCAUUUGUAUACGCAACCGAAAUGCUAUCUGGGCGAAAUUAUCCAACAAUGGCCCUCGGACGAUUUGUAUUAAAUUCGUUAAAGCAUUUUUUAUUAACAGAUUUGAAUACCACCGAAUUAGAUGCGGUACUCAAAAGGUGUCUAUGCACAAAAUUUACGUAUUAUUUUGAAACUAUAUUACCAACUAAGCAGCAGGAGUUGGCACUGGUUGCUUCCUAUUUUCACCCUUUCACGUACAAAUAUCUGAAAGACGAUGAGAAACGAGAAGCCGAAAAACUGAUUUGUGCUGAUAUUCAACGAGAAAAAGCUGUAUGCACAUCAGAAACUCCACAGCCGUCUCCGCCGAGUGUACAGUCUCAAGCAACUACGAAAAAAGAAAAUUCGCAGAUAGAUAAAUUUUUAUUCACAUGUGGACUCUUAAUGGACUCAACCGCGGUAAUGAAUACAGACAAAAAGAUACUGUCCGUUCGAGAAGAACUGGCGAAUUACGUGUCAAGAGUUAAGCCGGAUUCUAAAUUUGAAACAUUUUGGUCAGAAAACAAACAUGAUUUAAAAUGUUUGGCAUCGUUAGUUCGUCGUUAUAAUGUUAUCCUAGCGACCUCCGUUGCAAGCGAAAUAACAGUAAUGGUAAACAGCCACCCCUGGUCAUGUGGUGGAAACUGGAACAGUGAUGACAACUUAAACGAUGAUCAUAUUACCCCAAAUUAUACUAGUGAACAUAUUGACGAGAGAACUGGCAAUUACAACGAUGUCUUGAUCAUGAAAGAAGACGAAGAAACAGUACCAGAGACAUUUAGAACAUUUAGCAUAUGUAACACAUUUAGGAAAUUAGGACAUUUAGGAUAUUUAGGAUAUUUAGCACAUUUGGGACAUUGUGCAUAUUUAGGAUAG
Didymodactylos carnosus is the source of this 1107-nucleotide messenger RNA. Lineage: Eukaryota; Metazoa; Rotifera; Eurotatoria; Philodinida; Philodinidae. The record is from the annotation of a GenBank genome assembly.